Myiozetetes cayanensis is the source of this 1362-nucleotide messenger RNA. It is a transcript of the gene FBXO47, whose product is annotated as F-box protein 47. Gene Ontology annotation, molecular function: protein binding. The transcript is spliced from 10 exons. NCBI's taxonomy places the organism in Eukaryota, Metazoa, Chordata, Aves, Passeriformes, Tyrannidae. The record is from RefSeq and is a predicted model, not a curated record. Bases 1 to 1362 code for a protein of 453 amino acids.
AUGAGCUCCAGCACAGGGAGCAGCUGCACCCCCGUUCCCAGCCACAAACAGCGGCGGAGCAGCCGCCGCUCCACGGGCUGCUGGGGCACCCUGGACACGGAUUCCCAGGCCCUGUCGGCGCUGGGAAGGUUCCAAACCCUCCCCUUGGAGAUCUUUCACAUGGUGUUGAAGUACCUCUCAGUGAAGGACAUCAGCAUGCUGAGCAUGGUGUCCAAAACCCUCAGCCAGCACCUGAUUCACUACAUCUCCACCUCGGCAGGGACCCGCAGGCUCCUCCUGCAGGACUUCCACAACCUGGAGCUCCCUGGCAGGAGGGAGGGAGCCUCAGUCCUGGAGCACUACAAAUCUCUAGGGCUGUUGUUCAAGAGGUGCACGUUGCUGCUGCCCACCAGGGACAGGCUGAAAUACAUCCACAAGGUGCUCUCAGAGGUUUCCUGUUUUAAGCUCAGUGGUUGUGCCAGUCCCCUGCACUGUUUGGGGUUGAAGUGCUACGGGGUGUUUUUACAGAUCCUGACAGCAGGCUGGGAUGAACUCGAGUGCCACCGGGUCUUCAACUUCCUCUGGGAGCUGAGCAACUUGGCCAGGAAAGUGCAGACAGUUGUCAGCAGCAGAGCAGGCAGUGCCAGGAAGCUGGAGCUGAGGAUCAGGCUGUACUGCAGGAGGGUCCUGCUGAACCACUGGAUCCACAGGAGCGACUCUGCCUUUUGGCUCACCCGCAUUCUGAAGCCCUGGCCCAUCGUGAACCAGGCCCGGCUGCUCUACAUCAUCUUUGGGCCCGUGUCCUCUCUGGAUGGACACGUGGUGUGGCAGAAAAUGAUAGAAGGACCGACAGAUGAGACCAGUCUGAAGGGUUUAGCUGAAGCAAUUAAGCUGCUGUACGGCACAGAAGCCAGGGAAUGGACAGCAGAUGAUGUUAUCAGUCUUGUGGAUGAGCUGUCAGUUGUUCCCCAGGAAUGGCUGAUGGAGAACAGCGCUCGGCUCCUCCUCCUGAGUGGGAACAACAUCUGCUUCACUUUCAUGGCCAGUAAGGCUGUGAAUGGCAGGGCUGUGGAGCUGGCCAGGCUCAUGGUCUUCAUGACCUUGGUGUGUGAGAAGGACCUUUACUGCAUGGACUGGGUAGUGAGAAUGAUGCAGAAGGUCUGCAGGGUUUUCAGCACUCCCUGGGAGAGGAACAACUUCCUGCAGUGCUUGGAGAAUGCCUUUGCCCACAUGCUCAUGGACAUGCUGCAGGCAGUGCUGGCUGGGGGGCACGACGAGGAGGACAACAGCUUCCUGAAUUUAUUUCACCUGGUCAACGCACAGGCAAACUUCCACAAGGAAAUCCUCUACCUGGCCAUGAGGAGCAGCCCCAGCACCACCUGA